AUGGAACUCCGCGUCGGCACCGUCGUGACGAGGCUCCGUCGCGUACGCCGCUGGUCAGCCGGUCGGCUGGAACUUCGCAUCGGCAUUGUCAAAACGCGCCCAUCUAUUGCACCGCAGGAGACCGCGGGCUUACGGCGUUGUCGUAAGCUUGGCAAAUUCGAGUUGUUCUUCCACUACAACAAAAGUCUUUGCCCAUAGCGGAGCUCGGCCGCGCCGGCACAUAAAGGCAGCCGUAUUCAGGAUGGCACUGCCUGCCUUCGGGGGGCCUAGACAAUGUGGCCUAAAGAUGCUGGAGAACCACGUCGUCUGCAGGCUGACCGUGGUCGCAGACGUUAAACUCACGGUCGAAACAACCAAAAUCGAAACAACAACAACAGCAACAGUACUAUCUCUCUUCCUCACUCUGCCUCUUCUUCCUCUUCCUCUCCCUAUUCUACUGCUUCUUCCUCUCCUUCAUCAUCUUCUUCUCCCCCUCCUCCUUUCCGCCGCCCAAACCGCCAGACUGGUAGGGUGAGUCCGCUCACUCUAGCAGUCUGGAAUGUUCGCUCCCUUUUAGACAAUCCGAGGAGCAACCGACUGGAACGGCGGACGGCGCUAGUGACUCGAGAACUGGCGCGCUAUAAGGUUGUCAUCGCCGCAUCCAUCGAGACCCGGUUUUCCGAACAAGGCCAACUGGAGGAGGUGGGUGCCGACUACGCCUUCUUCUGGAGUGGUCGAUCCAGGACAGAGCGACGUGACGCGGGUGCCGCCUUCGCCAUCCGGAACGACAUCGUAGGACGACUGUCCUGUUUGCCGCCGGGCAUCCACGAUCGCCUGAUGAGCCUCCGCCUGCCUCUCUGGGGAGGCAAAUUCGUCACCAUCAUCAGCGUCUACGCUCCGUCGAUUACCAGCCUCGACGCCGCAAGAGACAAAUUCUACGAGGACCUGCAUGCCCUCUUGGCGACUGUGUCGAAGGCGGACAAGUUGAUUGUCCUUGGCGACUUCAACGUCCGCGUCGGCACAGACCAUGCUGCCUGGAGGGGUGUGGUAGGCCCCCAUGGUCUCCGCGGCUCAAACGGCAAUGGUCUGCUGCUUCUCCGCACCUGCGCAGAACACCGCCUCAUCCUGACGAACACGUUCUUCUGUCUGCCGGAGCGAGAGAGGGCCACCUGGAUGCAUCCUCGGUCACGUCAGUGGCACCUACUGGACUAUGUCCUCGUCCGGAGGCGAGAUCAGCGGGACGUGCUGGUGACAAAGGCGAUCGCGGGUGCUGACGGGUGGACCGACCAUCGUCUCGUCAUCUCCAAGAUGCGUAUUCGCCUACAGCCUCACAGGAGACCACAAGGUAAGCGACCCCCAGAUAAUCUGAAUAUUGCCUUGUUGUCUUUGCCCGCUCACCAUCUUCAUUUCAACAAUGAGCUAGCUCAACGGCUAGACAACCUUCCAAUUGCUGCCGCCGCCGCCGCCGAUGAUGGGAACGCCUCCGUGGAGAACCGAUGGUGUCAAAUGCGAGCACGGUCUAGACGACGGCGCUGGCCGUCCUCGGUCGCGCACGCCUUCAGCAUCAAGACUGGUUCGACGACAACGACACCGCCAUCAGCAACCUACUCGCCCAGAGGAACCGUCUGCACAAAGCAUACGAAGACCACCCCACUGACGUUAACAGAACUGCUUUCUUUGGCAGUCGCCGCCUCCUGCAACAGCGACUGUGCGAGAUGCAGGACGCCUGGACUGCUCGCAAGACUGAGGAGAUCCAAGGGUACGCGGAUCGUAACGAAUGGAAGAACAUCUUCUCCGCGAUCAAAGCCGUCUACGGUCCGCCGACCAAAAGCACUGCUCCUCUCCUCAGCGCCGACGGCAGUACCCUCCUGA
This is a messenger RNA of Spirometra erinaceieuropaei, 1851 nucleotides long. The record is from the annotation of a GenBank genome assembly. NCBI's taxonomy places the organism in Eukaryota, Metazoa, Platyhelminthes, Cestoda, Diphyllobothriidea, Diphyllobothriidae.